CGCGGCCCAGGGGAACGAGCGCACACGCGCCGCGCCGGAGCUCGAGGUGCGGACAAGAUCGUGUGCGUGAGCGCCGGACGCGUGGUGGAGGAGGGCACGCACGAGGAGCUGGCGGACCGACGGGUCGAAGUGGUGCUGGAUUACCUCUCCGAGGAAGGAGCCCGUGCGGACGUAUCUGUCGAGGAGGCCUCCGACGGCACCUUCGUCGCGUCGCGCAUACGGCGUGGAAGCCGCGCCGAGGCCGCUGGAUUGCGGAUUGGCUUUCAGCUGCUGGGCAAUCCCGGCUCAGGCCUUGCCAGGAGCACAUUUCACGGCACGGGGCUCUACUGCGAGUUGUUUCGGCAGCAGUUCGCAGUUGCCGCGAGGCCCGCGGCAGGCGGCGCGGGGCAGGCGGCCGGUGCCGGGGGCCCGGGGCGCGCCGCGGAGGACGCGCCCUCGCUGUCCGCGCCCGAGGGCGCGGAUCUGCGGGACCAGCUCUUGGAGCAGCUGCGGCUGGCCCAAGGGAUGCUGGCGCGCGCGCCUCCAGCCACGGCGGGCGAGCACACCGAGGCUGCCUUGCGACAGGUCCUGCAGUCUUUGGCGACUUCGCUGGCUGCAGUGGGCGUUCCGCCGGCUGCUCCGUCUGCGGCAGCGGUUUCGACCCGUUCACGCUUGUGAGCUGUGGGCGGAAAAGUGUUUGCCAAGCGGAAGGUGG
This is a messenger RNA of Prorocentrum cordatum, 694 nucleotides long. The record is from the annotation of a GenBank genome assembly. Lineage: Eukaryota; Dinophyceae; Prorocentrales; Prorocentraceae.